AUGGCAGCUAUAAUUAUGAACGUCUGUUUAAAGAUAACAAAUCUUGCUGACAAAGGAAAGACAGCUAUUUGGAAUUUAAAUCUUUUCAAAUCUAUACCACCUGCGCAAGAUGCUUUAACAUUGCGAAAACAAUCGUUUUCCACGCGACUAUACCUUAUUCUCUUGAUUACGUUUCUAACCGUUUUUACCACUUAUACUACACAAGUUGGUAUUAUUCAAGUAGGAACGGUUAAAAAUCCAUCCUAUUCAGACUACAAGCAACUUUUCGAGCAAUAUCAGUAUAAACUAAUCUGUCCUUGUACAACAAUCGUUAUUCCAACUGAUGAUUUUCUUCAAUUAAAUGUUACAUACCAUGAAAUAUGCUCAAGUGUUUUUGUUCACUUUAAUUGGACGUAUUUAAUGGUUGUUGUAGAAGCAUUGUCAUUACCGGUUUCCUUAUUCGACUUUCGUAAAACCGGUGGACCUAUCUUUAAAAUACUGGCUUCAUUUUGUGAUUUUGCCAAACAAUUUAGUAGCAAAGAACUACGAAAUUUUGCUGAUACACCUUUUAUCACUGACAAUGUUAUAUCCAGCGAACUUUUAAAUCAACAGUCUCUAUCAUCUGUUAAUUUUUUUGUUUCAAACUUGGAGAGCAGUUUCAUGAGCACACUUUCGCUUAUUCGUUUAACUACCAGCACUGAUGGACUGGUAACCGGCACACUAAGUAACUUUGAUUAUAAACUCGUCCCGCAUCCAUACAAUCCAGUCAUGCUACAAGCUGUACCAAAUAUACAUACUUUUCCAGAAAACAAUUGUACCUGCUUCGGAGUCACAAUGUGCGCAAUUCCAGCAUUUAUUUCAUUCGACGAUCUCAGUAAUCAAUCAAAUUCUUUGGUGGAAUAUAUACCUGGUUUAUAUAUAGGUUGCUAUCCUAUUGACGGACUAUUACAAUCUAACGUGGAAUUAUUUUUUAAUCAAAGUGAAAUUGAUCGUAUUCUUCGAUUACUAUUGAACAAAACAGAUGUACCAAGUGAAACCUUUCGUGCUCUUGACUCGACGCUUCUACGAAGAUUUACUGUUAAAACAUCUGUGAAUGAUCUCGUCGCUCGGUUGUUUAUUGAUGUCUGGACAAAUAUAACUUCUCAUGAAAGUUAUUUUUUGUCUUGUAAACCAAUCGAAUGUCAUUACUCAUUUCCCAGUAAGCGUAAGUUCAUUGUUACUAUUACUAUUGUUUUUGGAAUCAUUGGUGGUUUGAAUACGAUUCUUCGUUUUCUGGCACCUUUGAGUAUCAAUAUCAGUUUUUUUCUUAAACAAAGAUCUAUUUAUUCCAAUACUAAUUCAUCUACUAUUGAAAACAGAGCAAGACAACCUCCUCCAAUUCGAAUUCAUACUGUAUUGAUUAAACUAAAAAAAUACCUUGUUCAAUAUAAUAUGUUUUUAACAAAUUCUUCUUUAAAUAAUGUUCAUAAGAUUCGAAGUCAAAAAAUAUCAACUCGCCUGUUUGUCAUCGUUAUGAGUGUUAGUUUUAUUAUCCUUGUCGUUUAUAAUACUCUACAGGAAGUAACAACAAUAAUCACUAUAAAGCAACCCAAUUAUAUUAAUUUUCAAGAGUUAUCUCUUCAGUAUUUACGAACUCUCUCUUGUCCCUGCACAAAAACUUCUGUCGUAUAUGGCAUGUUUGUGGAUAUUAAACCAACAUUUCAUCCUAUUUGCUCAAGUGAUUUCGUUUCUGCUGCGUUUUUAAAUCAUUUAUUAACUAUACCAGAAACACAACAGCGGUUCCAUUUAAAUUUGUUUCAAUUCAUUAAAUCAUUAUGCGAUUUGUCAAAUGCGACUAUUACUGAAAAUUUUCUCGUUUUCAAACAAAUUCAAUUUGUUUCGAGAGAAAUGCUUUCCAAAGAUCUCUUCGAAAAACAUAUCAAGGAUAUAGUCGAUCGCUAUAUUCAGUCAAUCAUAAAUCCAUUUGUUCUUUCGCUUUCAUUUAUUCGUAAUAUGACAAUAGGAAAUAAACUCAUGAGUGGCUUUAAUACUAACGUUUGGAUAUUGGUACCUGCUAUGCCUGGAAUGGGUAAUAAUUAUUAUGAAACAACUCUGUAUCCAGGUCCCUGUGAUUGUCUAUUAGAAUCAUGCAUAACACCUCUUGUAUUGGGAACACCUGGUGGACCACCCAUCGUGCUCCCUGGCUUAUUUCAUGGUUGUAAUAUUGUUGAUUCCAUUCUGAAAUCUGAUUUUCAAUGCUGGUUUGAUUUGCAUUGUACGACAUUUUAUCUGAGUGUUCUCGGUUCCAAAUUAGAUAUUAAUAUUUCAGCGUUAAAUUCGUCGGCUACUCGUUUUCCUAUGUUUACUUCUUUGAAUAGUUUAGUCCAAGAAUUAUUCGUUGAAGAUUGGAACCAUAAUAUAUCUCAUAUUGAUUAUUUUCAUCAGUGUAACGUAGCGAGUUGUUCCUAUACUAUUGAAACAAAAAAUAACUUACUACUUAUUCUAACAGCUACUCUCGGAUUACUCGGUGGAAUUCAGGUUGUUUUACGAUUUAUUUUACCGAGGUUGGUUUGGCUUAUAUAUUAUUGGUGCUUUAUUAGACGUCAUGUCCGUGAUAACGAUAGAGAAAUUGGUGAAUAUCCACCAACAAAUUCCAUAGUACUUGUACUGAAAAAUAUAAAAACAUUCCUAAUGAACUACAACAUAUUCGUUUCGUUUCCACCAGCCGUAAAUGCCAGUAUUCGUCGAAAUCAACUUAUUGCAACACGUCUGUUCAUAUUUUCUCUUACAACGUCAAUGACUGCAAUUACACUUUUCAAUUUACUAUUGCCUAUUCCAAUGGUAGUAACGGUUAAUUCUCCGACUUAUCAAGACUAUCUUGAUUUAUACGAUCAAUAUGACCAAAGCCUUGAUUGCCCAUGCACGUUCGUUGCAGUUCCAUACUCAAGUUUCAUGAAAACUAAUGUAUCGUUUCAUCAAAUAUGUUCAAGCGUAUAUAUUCGACCAGAAUGGGCACGGAUAGUUUACUCGUCCAGUAAAACUCAUCCAAUAGUUAGUAUUUAUGAUUUUCGAAAGACGGGAGCGCAUAUUUUUCAGGUCAUUGCAUCAUUUUGUCAACUGACGAAUGAGACCGUUAACAAUGGACUUAUUUUAUUCAGUUCCCAACGACUUAUAUCGAAUAACAUAAUCAAAAAAAAUACUUUUCUGCUACAAACAAAUGGUUCAUUGAAUUCAUUUCUUAAGUCUAUGAAAAGUGACUUUGAUCGUACAUUACAGCUGCUUCAAAAUACAACAAAAAAUAAUGGGCUGAUUAGUCUUACUGAAUCGAAUGCGCUCAUUACUGGAAUGCCUACAAGUGACAACCAUAUGACUGCCUUUCCGGCCUACCAGAUUUAUCCUGUUAAUGAUUCAUCGGGAAUAUUUUGUCAUUGUCGACCGCCUGGUAAUUGUUUUAGACGAUCGGUGAUUCAAGAUGCACAAUUUCUAAACAGAUUUAAUGUUACUGGUAUGGUGGUAGCGUGUUUACCUGUUGAAGCAGCUUUAAAAUCAACACCUUUCUGUUUGUUCGAUCAGACAUGUGUCGAUAAACUGUAUUCAAUUCUACGUGAAACAGCAUUAUUACGCGAGAACGUAAGUAUCAUUGCACUUGAUAGGUCGUUACCAAGUCAGUAUUCGUCAGAAACGAAAAUAGAAGACAUUGUUUACCAGCUGAUGAUAGAAAGUAUCACUAUGAAUGCUUCGCACGAACAAUACUAUAACAAUUGUCAACCGUCAAUAUGCUCUUAUACGAUUCAAAAGCAUAACAACUUUGUUUAUGUUUUCACUGUCGUUCUCGGUCUUGUUGGCGGUCUUUCGAAAGUUUUACAAGUGAUUUUACCUCGCUUAGUUACAUUAUUUUAUAAACUGAUUAAACAGUUUUGUCAUUGCAAUCGGUGUCGAAACCAAAUUCAACCGUCUUAA
Molecule: messenger RNA, 3918 nt
Organism: Adineta ricciae
Lineage: Eukaryota; Metazoa; Rotifera; Eurotatoria; Adinetida; Adinetidae
Source: the annotation of a GenBank genome assembly